AUGAAAGAACUUAACAGCUAUGAUGACCGGAAUUACUUCAUCACCGUCAAACAAGAACAUUCCAAUCCACACAUGGACACCCCUUCACCUGAUGGUUACGUAUUGAAAAUCCUCAACUCCAUGGACUCCAAAAACCUUGACUAUGUCGAAGCCAUGCAGUCACUCAUCCUACAUGCCUGGGAAAACGAUAUACAAACCACCCGUCCUGUCCUGUCUGUGUCUGGAAAACUGAUGCAUGUAGAGGAGAUUCCAGUGGAGGGCUCCGGAAAGGAAGAUUCCCCAGUAAAGACAAAGAAGCACAUCGUGCGUCUGUUUACGUAUAUUCCCGGGGACAUACUGGUCAAGGCUCCUUACACCGCCAGCCUCUGCUACACAGUGGGGAAAUACGCCGGUGGACUGGACAGAAAACUAAAGACAUUUUACAACAGUUUUUACGAGAAUCAUGGAAACAUUUGGAGCAUGAAAAACCUGCCUAAACUGAGCGAGUUCGUGUAUGCUGUGGAAGAUAGCAGCGAUCGCCAGCUCGUAAAUGAUGUCCUUCAGAAAUUCAACGAAGAAGUUAUCCCAUACUACGAAGAAUUUCAAAAAGGUAUGAUACAUGGAGAUUUGAACGAGCAGAACAUCUUGGUUCGUCGGACAGAAAGCCCAGCAGACGACAUGUAUGAUGUGUGUGGUAUCAUAGACUUCGGGGACGCUACCUUCUCCUAUUACCUGUUUGAAAUCGCCAUCGUGAUUUGCUAUAUCAUGAUCGACAGUACAGUGCUGGAACCACUGAUCGCCGGGGGCCACGCCCUUGCUGGUUACGUCUCUGAAAUGGCUCUGACAGAACGGGAACUGGCCGCGUUGAGGGUGUGUGUGGCAGGACGACUGUGCCAAUCUCUCGUCAUGGGAGCCUACACCUACAGUCUGAACCCGACCAACAACUACGUGGUGACCACUGCUGUAAGAGGAUGGCCGUGUCUGAGGGCGCUAUGGUCCACGUCCCCAGAAAUUCUUCAUCAGCGAUGGCACAGUAUUAUCUCAACUUAUAAUAAUUAAAUGCACAACGUCAGGGGUUAUCAACACUAGCUCUAUGAACUUAGUUAAAUACCGUCUACACCUUUUAUUUAUCAUUACACAUGUAUAUCCAUUUCACUUUAUGCUUCUGAUGAAACCCCAUCAUGGAAUGGUAUUCUGUCAAAAUUGUACUCUGACCAAAAGAACAUGAUAAAAAUGAUUAUAAGCGGUUCAGGUUAAAUGUAAACGUGCAUAUGAUUUAAGCAGAUUAAAGCUCCCAUGUAAACCUGUGUUUUCGGUGUAUACAUUGAUUCCAUUGGCACGUUUGGGAUGAUUAAGCCUCGCUAACACGAUAUUUUUGUUGAGCUGACCGUGUAAUUCGCCUAGUGGAAUGAACAUCGAAAGAUUAAUUGCCAUUGUCCUAAACUCUGUCAAAAAAGAAACGCAACCCCCGUAUUUUAGAGAUUUUAAUAUUUAGUUUUAGGACGGCACAACUUUUUU
This is a messenger RNA of Liolophura sinensis, 1497 nucleotides long. Its product is annotated as hydroxylysine kinase-like. Gene Ontology annotation, molecular function: amino acid kinase activity. The record is from RefSeq and is a predicted model, not a curated record. The transcript is spliced from 5 exons. Lineage: Eukaryota; Metazoa; Mollusca; Polyplacophora; Chitonida; Chitonidae. The coding region runs from base 1 to 1038 and encodes 345 amino acids.